Diceros bicornis minor is the source of this 2936-nucleotide messenger RNA. It is a transcript of the gene LNX1, whose product is annotated as ligand of numb-protein X 1. Gene Ontology annotation, molecular function: protein binding; ubiquitin-protein transferase activity. Bases 219 to 2417 code for a protein of 732 amino acids. Lineage: Eukaryota; Metazoa; Chordata; Mammalia; Perissodactyla; Rhinocerotidae. Gene Ontology annotation, cellular component: cytoplasm. The transcript has 11 exons. The record is from RefSeq and is a predicted model, not a curated record. Gene Ontology annotation, biological process: ubiquitin-dependent protein catabolic process.
GCACCUGUACACAGAGGUUGAGGCUGUUCACUGCUCAGGCAGCCCAGGGAGCUGUGGGAUUCAUCCGCAAGGCAUGAGAGCUUCGAGGCUGCUGCUGCUUUGAGAGCCCCAGAUACUUGAAAAGGUUUGUGGAUGGCUCCUAGAAGAUCUUGAUUUGCUCCCAAGGAAAUAUUGUUUUACUGGGUUGGUUUCCUGUCAAACUGUCCCCCUAGUCCACCAUGAGCCAGCUAGACCCGGCCGAUGACUCGGAUCGCAGCCCUACAGCCCUGUGUGUGGUGUGUGGCCAAGCCCACUCCCUUGAGGAAAACCACUUCUACACCUACACCAAAGAUGUGGACGAUGACCUCAUAUGCCACAUCUGCCUGCAAGCUUUGCUGGACCCUCUAGACACUCCCUGUGGACAUACCUACUGCACACUCUGCCUCACCAACUUCCUGGUGGAGAAGGACUUCUGCCCUGUGGAUCGAAAGCCUGUAUUUCUACAGCACUGCAAGAAGUCCAGCAUCCUUGUCCAGAAGCUCCUCAACAAGCUGACGGUGGCCUGCCCUUUCGUGGAGCACUGCACUGAGGUGGUGCAACGCUGCGACCUCGAGCAUCACUUUCAAACCAGCUGUAAAGGUGCCUCCCACUAUGGCCUGACCAAAGACAGGAAGAGGCGCUCUCAAGAUGGCUAUCCAGACGGCUGUGCGAGCCUCACAGCAACAGUACUCUCCUCAGAGAUUUCUGCAGCUGCCACCAUCUCCUUAAUGACGGAUGAGCCUGGCCUAGACAACCCUGCCUACGUGUCCACAGCAGAGGAUGGUCAGCCAGCAAACAGCCCAUUGGACUCUGGCCGGAGCAACCGAACUAGGACACGGCCCUUUGAGCGAUCCACUAUCAGAAGCAGAUCUUUCAAAAAAAUAAAUCGAGCAUUGAGUGUCCUUCGAAGGACGAAGAGUGGAAGUGCAGUUGCCAACCAAGCUGACGAGGGCAGAGAAGAUUCUGAAAACCCCACUGCCCCUGAAGUCUUUCCAAGGUUGUAUCACCUGAUUCCAGAUGGCGAAAUUACCAGCAUCAAGAUCAAUCGAGUGAAUCCCAGUGAAAGCCUCUCCAUUAGACUUGUGGGAGGCAGUGAAACCCCACUGGUCCAUAUCAUUAUUCAACAUAUUUAUGGUGAUGGAGCGAUUGCCAGAGACGGCCGGCUACUGCCAGGAGACAUCAUACUAAAGGUCAACGGGAUGGACAUCAGCAACGUACCUCACAACUAUGCCCUGCGCCUCCUGCGGCAGCCCUGCCAGGUGCUGCGGCUGACUGUGCUGCGGGAGCAGAAGUUCCGAAGCAGGAACAACGGACAGGCACUAGACACCUACGGACCUCGGGAUGACAGUUUCCAUGUGAUUCUCAACAAAAGCAGCCCUGAGGAGCAGCUUGGAAUAAAACUGGUGCGCAAGGUGAACGAACCUGGGGUAUUCAUUUUCAACGUGUUGGAUGGUGGUGUGGCGGACCGACACGGUCAGCUGGAGGAGAACGAUCGUGUGUUAGCCAUCAACGGACAUGACCUUCGAUAUGGCAGCCCAGAAAGUGCGGCUCAUCUAAUUCAGGCCAGUGAAAGGCGUGUUCACCUCGUCGUGUCCCGCCAGGUUCGUCAGCAGAGCCCUGACAUCUUUCAGGAAGGCAGCUGGAACAGCAACGGCAGCCAGUCUCCAGGGCCAGGGGACAGGAGCAACACUCCCAAGCCCCUCCAUCCUGCGGUCACUUGUAAUGAGAAGGUGGUUAGCAUCCAAAAAGACCCCAGCGAAUCUCUCGGCAUGACCGUUGCAGGGGGAGCAUCACAUAGGGAGUGGGACUUGCCUAUCUAUGUCAUCAGUGUUGAGCCCGGAGGAGUCAUAAGCAGAGAUGGAAGAAUAAAAACAGGUGACAUUUUGUUGAAUGUGAAUGGGAUUGAGCUAACAGAGGUCAGCCGGAGUGAGGCAGUUGCGUUAUUGAAGAGCACAUCCUCCUCGGUGGUACUUAAAGCUUUGGAAGUCAAAGAAUGUGAGCCCCAGGAAGACUGCAGCAGCCCAGCAGCCCUCGACUCCAACCACAACACGGCUCCACCCAGCGACUGGUCCCCCUCCUGGGUCAUGUGGCUGGAAUUACCACGGUACCUGUAUAACUGUAAAGAUGUUAUAUUACGAAGAAACACAGCUGGAAGUCUGGGCUUCUGCAUUGUAGGAGGUUACGAAGAAUAUAAUGGGAACAAACCUUUUUUUAUUAAAUCCGUUGUUGAAGGAACACCAGCAUACAAUGAUGGAAGAAUCAGAUGUGGUGAUAUUCUUCUUGCUGUCAAUGGUAGAAGUACAUCAGGAAUGAUCCACGCUUGCUUGGCAAAGAUGCUGAAAGAACUUAAAGGAAAAAUUACUCUCACUAUUGUUUCUUGGCCUGGCACUUUUUUGUAAAAUCAAUGAUGGGUCAGAAAAAACAGGAGAUCACAAAUAACCUAAGUUGCAACAAUAUAGUUAUCUUGUCAAUUUUUAUAUUUAAAGGAUACAUUGUAAAAAUGUAAACUUUAAUGUCAGGAAAAGUAUGAUCUAAUGAAAGCCAAUUACACCUCAUAAACUAUAACUCUCAAAAUACAAACACUAAUAGUGUUUAUUCAGUGUGGAGGAUUUCUCAUUAUUUCAUAACUUUAAGUUUAUAUUUUUUUAUUCAAUAAAAAGCUCUGAACUAUUACCGAAAUGGUUUGUAUGCCCCCACUGAAUUCAAAUCAUACAACUAAAUUAAAAAUUUGGUAUCUGCUGAGGUCUGCAAAGGGUACAUUAUACAGCCAGAGGAUUUUAAAAGUGCAUUGCUGGAAAAUGUUCCUUUCAUCAAAUGAGAAAUAAAUAUUUUUCAAAAAUUAAUUACAGUUGUUGUCUUUUAGUAUGUGAUACUAAGUUUAUUUCUAUUAUCACUAAUUAAAAGAAGAUCCCAAUGGG